This is a messenger RNA of Vicia villosa (hairy vetch), 1827 nucleotides long. RefSeq lists its product as uncharacterized. The record is from RefSeq and is a predicted model, not a curated record. The coding region runs from base 560 to 1636 and encodes 358 amino acids. The transcript is spliced from 3 exons. Lineage: Eukaryota; Viridiplantae; Streptophyta; Magnoliopsida; Fabales; Fabaceae.
ACUGCUCCUUAUCCUCUGCUCCACGAAAGCCAUUGCAAACAGAACAAUUCCACUUUCAGUCGCCGGAGAAUAUGGAAGCUCCGGCGAUUACCGAUGACGUUUGAAUCAAAUUAUAAUCAUUUCUAGAAGUAGAAAUCCUAAGCUAAAGCGAGUUAACUUGGCAGAGUUUUCAAGUUAUUCCAUGUUUAGUUUCACAAGUCAGAGGCAAAUUAUUAUGGCAAUAUAGUAAUAAUAGAAAAAGCUUAAAAAAUAUAGAAAGAGAAAAAAAAAUCAGGAAACUUGCACUGUUUUCAGCGUCAACAGUUUUGGCAGAACACGUUAUUCCUUUUCUUUUUCUAACUUUUCCUUUUUUGUGACUUUCUUCAUCAUCAAAAUUUGAAAACGUAUGCGGCGAAUCGAGAAAAGGUGACUUCAUCUUAGAAUUUCACAAAUUUAGUUUCACAUAGUUCUGUCUUCUUCUGACUCAAAUUAAAAGUUUAAGCUCGAGAUUCGAAAAUGGAAGAAAUAAAUAACUGAAAGCGUGAAAGAGUGUUACUGUGAAUUUGAUUGUGAAAUUGUGAUGUUUUAUACAAUGAAAAUUCAACCGAUUGAUUUUCAUUUUGAUGAGGAGAUGACAAGAGAUGAACCGGUUAAGCCGGUUGUUAAGUCUCGUCUGAAGCGGCUCAUCGAGCGUCAAUUCUCCGGCGUGCUGAGAAUUUCUGCGGCGGAGAAGUUCGGCGGUGAUCUGGAACCGCAUUUAUGCAAGGAAGGAUUCACCGGCGGCGGUGAAUUCGAACCGAGCUCAAUAUGUUUGGCGAAAAUGGUGACGAAUUACAUCGAGGAGAAUAACGAGAAACAUUCGGUUUCUGUGAAGUGUGGAAGAAACCGCUGUAACUGCUUCAAUAGGAACUGUGAAGAUAAUAACUCUGAUGAUGAAUCAGACGCGCGUGGCGGUUACGGUGGUUUUACCGGUUCCAACUCGAACUAUUCAUCUUCUGAUGCAUCUGAAAUGCUCAAGGGUUUGGUAGCUUGUAAAAGCGUUGGUGAGAGAAAUCUUCUAGCGGACACUGCGAAGAUCGUUGAUAAGAACAGUAAGUGCAAACGCAAAGAUAGUUUUUGCAGAAAGAUUGUUACCGACGGUUUGUUAGCGCUUGGAUACGAUGCAUCUAUCUGUAGAUCUCACUGGGAAAAAUCAUCUUCGUAUCCCGCUGGGGAAUAUGAAUAUAUAGAUGUGAUAAUUGAGAAUGAGCGGUUGAUAAUUGACAUUGAUUUCAAAUCAGAAUUCGAGAUAGCUAGAUCUACGAAAUCGUACAAGACGAUUCUCCAGAAUCUUCCAUACAUAUUCGUUGGAAAGUGCGACCGUUUGCAGAGCAUUGUGGCGAUUGUAUCGGAGGCGGCAAAGCAGAGUUUGAAGAAGAAGGGAAUGCAUGUUCCGCCGUGGAGGAGAGCUGAAUACGUGAAAGCAAAGUGGCUUUCAGCUUACACUAGAAUGAAUGUGCACGUGCAAAAACAACAGAGCUUGAAGGAAAACUGUGUCGCUGAGAAUUCCGGCGGUUCCGGCGAGUGGAAGCCGCCGGAGUUGAAGCCGAAGGGAUCAUUGACUGGGGUUAAAAUGGUGACCGGUUUGGCAGUGGUUUUUGAGGAUGAUAACCCAUAGAUAAAAUUUUGACUGUUUCUGAUUUUGGCUUAAUUUUUCUUUUUUAAUUUGAUAAUAUUAGGAUUGAAAAAUCUUAUAUGACUGUAUAACAGCUCUAAUUCUAUCCCCUUCUGUUUUUUUUAUUGAAAGGUGGGAUGUUUUCUUUUUACUUAUAUGAAAUUAAAUAAAGUUGAGAUAUAGAUUUUGAGAUA